AGUCUGAAUAAUGCACGUCGUAAGUGCCGAUUCAUGGAUUAAUGCCAGGGUAUAAAAUAGAAAAAUUGAUCUGAAAAUUGAUUAAGCAGCAAUUACUAACCCAAGAAUCAAGGAAACUAACUAAUAGAUGCUGCACAAUUCACUGGCGACAACACCACUACUGCAGACGCAACGACGGAAAAUAGAAUUCAUAUCCGGGAUCUCAGCAGGGUUUGCAACUACCAUGCUAACCCACCCCUUGGAUGUGAUCAAGAUUCGACUUCAACUCCUUCCAUCGUCAUCUCAUGCAUCAUCGCAAACAAACAAAAAGUUUAGCUCGUUAUACCAUGUGAUUUCAAAGAUUAACCAUGAUGCUAUUAGCUCAGGCAGAAGCAAAGGCAUAGCAUAUUUGAACCAGUACUAUCGUGGGAUCACCCCUAAUUUGGUUGGAAAUGUAUCAGCCUGGGGGAUUUACUUUUUACUAUAUGCGGAAUUUAAACGAGUAAUACCUGGAGAUGGCAGUUUCCAUUUCUUCUCUAGUUCGGCUUGUGCGGGAUUGUCUACAUCGUUGAUUACGAAUCCAUUAUGGGUAUUGAAAACUAGAAUAUUGGGUAGUUCAAGAAAAGAAGGCUAUCAAGGAUUAGUGGAUGGUGUACGAAAAAUGGUAACGCAAGAAGGGUUCCGAAGUUUUUAUAAGGGAACCAUACCGAGCUUAUUUCAAGUGUUUCAGGCAAGUUUACAGUUUACAUUCUAUGAUAAUUUAAAGGUAAUGGUCAUGGCUUCCAAGAAUCAGGCAUCAUCUCCCACUUCAUCUAAUAACCAUCAGUUGACCACAGUAGAAUUUAUAUAUACCAGUGCCUUGGCAAAAGUAAUGAGCACGAUAAUAAUGUAUCCUACGCAAGUGGUAAGAGCCCGAUUACAGAAUAACAAGCAGAAGGGAACCAUUACUCAAGUAGUGAGAGAAUUAUGGGGCGAUGGGGUUCGUGGGUUUUAUAGAGGAUUGAGUGCAACUUUAUUCCGGGUGGUUCCCGCUACCUGUAUCACAUUUGUGGUUUAUGAAAGUGUAAAGGCAAAGUUACUGAAAAGGUCGACGGAGCAAUAGCGAAUGGCACUUACCUUUUAGUGUGCUGACCAAGGGUGUAUGUAUAUAGAGAUCUUAUAGAAGUUUAAAAACGACGCGU
Molecule: messenger RNA, 1160 nt
Organism: Spathaspora passalidarum NRRL Y-27907
Lineage: Eukaryota; Fungi; Ascomycota; Pichiomycetes; Serinales; Debaryomycetaceae
Product: flavin adenine dinucleotide transporter
Exons: 1
Coding region: 224-1081 (285 amino acids)
Biological process (GO): nucleotide transport; folate import into mitochondrion
Cellular component (GO): mitochondrion
Molecular function (GO): folic acid transmembrane transporter activity; FAD transmembrane transporter activity
Source: RefSeq, a predicted model, not a curated record